AGGUGAGGUGGAAAGCUGUCAUGCGGCGUCUAAAAACACCAACCACCCACCACCACCUCAACUGCGUACAAUCUUCAAUCCCCAUCCCAAUCCGACCGUCGAAACCACAUCGCGUCCGCCAGACACUCGGGACGGCUCGUGUCCCCCAAAUCCAACCUGUACGGCAGACGUGACGCAUCGCCAAAGCAGCAGCAAUCCUACAUUUGUCCUUGAGAGCCACAUCGCGACUCAGGCGGCGGGUCUCUCCAAACAAACAAACAAAUUUCUUGCCCGCGCCCGCCGACCGAUGAAGCCCUUCCCGUGGACGGCAUCACUACCGACCAUGCAAGCUGUCUGCUGCUAACCGCCAGCGCCUGCUUCCUCACCUUCGCCCUCACCCCGGCCGUCGCCGUCGCCGUCGUUGGCGUCUCCCAUCUCCCACUCUUCCAUCUCUACCGCCUCUCCUCUGCCAACGCCGAUGGACUCCCCCUCCUCACCGUCGCCUCCAAGACCGCCAAACCGCGCGUCGGUCUCGGUCCAGACGGCCGCCAGCGGCACGACGGACAACACCACGGCCCUCCGCCUGCGGCCCCCGAGAUCUCUCCCCCCCUGGAUCGAUUCAUACGAAAAGCGCUAUGGCCAGCCCCCCGACGACCAGCUCCGCCUGCUGAGCCCCCCAUCGCGCACCGUUCGCCCCCAGCACAACUCGACCCCCGACCAGCCCCGGCGCCGCGUCUCCAAAGACGGCUUCGUCGCCUGGGAAGAUCCCCAGCUCGGCCCCGCGCAGGAUGCCCGCGCCCGCAUCCCCCACUUCCUGCGUCACGGCCGCGCCUCGAUGCGCGGCCGGAAGUGGGACCACCUGCGGACGGCCGACCCCGUCAUCGUGCCCGGCUACUACUCGCCUGCCACGGCUGCCCCGGCCCUCGCCUGGCACGACUUCCUCCAUUCCUCCGCCUGGGGGCGCGCUCCCGGGGAGGAGUCCGAGGUGCUUGACUACGAGGCCAUGCGCAAGCUCCAGCCCAACUUUGACCGACGUCCCGACGACAACGUCAACCCGCACGACGCAAAGGCCAAGGGCCAUGGCUCGCGCCGCCGCCGCACCGUCGCCUUCUACAAGCGGGCGUGGAACGUCCUCAUCCGCCACUCGCUGUCGCCGCUGCUGUUUCGUCUCGCCGUCGCCGUCACCUCUAUCCUCGCUCUCGCCGUUGCCGGGCGCAUCCUCGUCCUCGAAGACUCUCACGACCGCGAAACGGCCGAGCGCACGCAGUCUCUCGUCGCCAUCGUGGUAGACUGCGUCGCCAUUCCCUACACCGGCUACAUGAUCUACGACGAGUACACGGGCAAACCCGUGGGCCUGCGCUCGGGCGUCUCCAAAGUCCGCCUCAUCCUCCUCGACCUCUUCUUUAUCAUCUUCAAGUCGGCCAGCACUGCUCUGGCCUUUGAGAGCCUUGUCUACCAUAACGUGCGCGAGACGAACCUCCUUCAUCUCGCGGCGGCUCUCGGCGCCUUUGAGCUCGUCGGGCUCAUCUCCUGGACCAUGAAUUUUAUUGUAAACGUCUUUCGCACUGUCGAGCGGCUUGGCGGUGGCGACCCGGACACUGGCGCUGGGCACUCAUGAUACCAGAAGCGUAUGGAGUCUUUUGGAUUUGGUUGUUUUGCUGGCCUCAUGACGGCGUCUGGCGCUAUGAUUUGCACGGCCCUCAUCGGCCAUUUGGGUGAGAAGACGGCAUGAGCUGGUAUGGGCACGCAGUUUUGUAAGCGUGUAUCUUUCAUGUGCUCUAUUGUGGCGACUCUAAGCGUCAUGACUAUGUACAUGGGAGUGUUUCCCCGUCACCGUAUCCAACUAUUAGGUCGUUAUGUACAUAUGUAGCCCUCAUUACAUCGCAUGCCACAGCG
Purpureocillium takamizusanense is the source of this 1875-nucleotide messenger RNA. RefSeq lists its product as uncharacterized. Gene Ontology annotation, biological process: positive regulation of catalytic activity. Gene Ontology annotation, cellular component: cell periphery; fungal-type vacuole. Lineage: Eukaryota; Fungi; Ascomycota; Sordariomycetes; Hypocreales; Ophiocordycipitaceae. Bases 458 to 1597 code for a protein of 379 amino acids. The transcript has 2 exons. The record is from RefSeq and is a predicted model, not a curated record.